AUGGAGCAGCCCAAGAGACGGGCUUGUGACGAGUGCCGAGGGAGAAAAAUGGCCUGUUCGAAGGAGAUCCACGGCUGCUCUCGUUGCAAACGCGAGGGUAUCAAAUGCGUGUACUCCGCUCAGAAACGCAUGGGUCGGCCGAGAAAGAAGCGCCUGACCGAGAGAUCAGAGCCGUCACAGUCCGACCCGUCGCAGUCCGAGUCGUUACAACCGGAGCCGCCACAUCCACACGUUGCAGUUGCCGUAUUAACUGAGGGAGUGAAAGAAGAGGUCAACCAGCUCAUGGCCCCCAAUUUUGAUUUUGAUCCCACGCUUGGCAUGGAUCUCGACCUUUCGUUUCUUGACAUGGACAACAUGGACAUGAACUUUUUGGAAAUCGCCGACCCCAACAUUCAGUUUCCGCCUCCGCAGCCCCAGAUUAGCCCAGAUCCUGCGCCGGGUAGUCACAAGAAUCAACAUGCUAAACCCGGCUGCGACGACAAAGGCCCCUUCUGGGCCAUGAGCCAUAACGUAGCCGACAUCAACUUCGAUGAGCCGGCCCGUUCAUCCCUACCUACCCCCGCCCCGUUACCCGAGAUCACGGCCGAGGAAGUCGCCCAAAUAUUCAACACCGAUUUCGACACACUCCCCAGCCUUUCGCCACCAUCAACGAAUUCGCCGAGUACACAACCAUCCCCUGCCGACUCAGACAGCAGCAAAAUAUGCGGUUGCGUGACGGCCAUUUCCCAAGCCCUCACUUCGCUACAGGAUCUCCCCAAAGAGGUCGGCGCGGCCAUGGCCGUCGCCCGCAACGCAACCAAGACCGCCCACGACACCAUUCUCUGCCCCAUAUGCAGCGACCCUCCUCUGGAUCCUAACCUCAGCCCCCCUAUCCAGUCGCUUCAAAGUGUCAUGAUGCUGGGCGCUCUGCUUCCAUCCGUCUCCAACGCAUACAUGCACAUUCUCACUAUGGUCGACGCUGAGGCGGCCGCGGCCGAUGCCGAGCGGCGCCAGAUCCGCUUUUCGUUAAGCAGGUACGGAGGCCUGUGGGGAUACGUGGCUAAGGUCGACCCCCAAAAAUGCGGUACCGGAGACCGGCUUGAAAAUGCGAUGCUGGAGCCAAUACUAUGGCGGCUGACGGUCCGGGCCUUGCUUAAGAUGGACGUGUACGGGAUUAACGAGUUCACACCGGGCGCCAACGACCCCGAGGCCCAGCAACCCGGGCUCAAAGACAUCAUCAACAUGAUGGAAGAGCGAUCGCGCCGCCGGCAUGAACAGAUGGACGCCCUGAUAGCUUCCGGAGUGGUACUGCGAUCGAACUGCCAAUAUGUACCGAUGUCGGGGAUGGAAAAGCCGACGUGUAUGCGGAUCAUUGAAAUCGCGAAGCGGUCGAUGGAUGACUUGAUCAUUCCAUGA
Messenger RNA from Dichotomopilus funicola, 1395 nucleotides. RefSeq lists its product as uncharacterized. The transcript has 2 exons. Gene Ontology annotation, biological process: regulation of DNA-templated transcription. The coding region runs from base 1 to 1395 and encodes 464 amino acids. NCBI's taxonomy places the organism in Eukaryota, Fungi, Ascomycota, Sordariomycetes, Sordariales, Chaetomiaceae. Gene Ontology annotation, cellular component: nucleus. Gene Ontology annotation, molecular function: DNA-binding transcription factor activity, RNA polymerase II-specific; zinc ion binding. The record is from RefSeq and is a predicted model, not a curated record.